AUGGAUUACCAUGGAUCGACAAGCGUUUUCAGGGCACUCCCAAAUGAGGAUGCACGGCGUGGUACAAAGCGCAACCGCCAAACUAUAUCCUGUACAAGGUGUCGAGCACGCAAGAUCAAAUGUGACCGCCAGAACCCCUGCAUUUCGUGUAUCCGCAGGGGUCACCCGGAGGAAUGCGAAUUUUCCAAACACAGAAGACGCAAAGUCUCGGAUGGCAGCCUCGAGACGGCCUCUCAGAAGUUAGAAAGACUAGAGAAGCUGGCUUACUCUAUGGCUGGCUGCUCGGAGCCCUCAACGAGUGCAAAUAUCGGAAUACCUCCCCCAGCACCUGAGGAGCGAGAUAUUAAUUCAUUCACAAAGCUUGUCGGCGCUCCUCCAACCCCUUUUUCUCCGGCAAGUCACACUAAAAAUGACGAUUUGAGCAAGUACCUCGGCGCAACGCAUUGGAAAGAACUCAUUCAAAGGAUCAAAAAGGUAGAAGAUUCUCUCGGCCUUGGGGUAAGCCAAGCCCCAGAGCCUGAAUGGGAAGAAAUGAAUAGCGAAGGACCCAGCAUGAUUUUAACUGCCCAGGUCAAGCCGUUGUCGCUGCGGGGGGCUCUGGAUGUGCUGCCAUCAUGGCAGACAACUGAGCGUCUCUUGGCUAUCUAUUUCAGCAAGAAACUGAUGGCGGCUCCAUACAUUCACACGAUAAAGUUCGAGCGUGAACUCAAGGCCUUGUCUUCUGAACCCUCGUCGACUUCUUUUCUAUGGCUCAGUAUACUCUUUUCUAUCCUCUUUAUAGCUUGGAAAACAACCUCGGACGGUUCAAAUGUACCCGAUCUCUUGUCAUCCGACAGACACCCAUCUCAAUUCCUGAAAAGAGCUGCGCAAUGUUUAAUUUCAGGAGACUACUUGAAAAUACAGCCAUACAGCAUCGAGUCGCUUUUGAUGUACUGUUCUGCUUGUACCAUGCAAACUGGCGAUGUCAAUCCUGGGAUUUGGUCUUUAUUCAGUCUCGCUACAAGACAGGCGCAGCGAAUGGGAUAUCAUCGAGAUCCACGACGUCUAAGCCGUACAAUGUCUCCGUUCGAUGCUGAGAUGCGCCGUCGAGUAUGGUAUUGGAUUGAAGGAUGUGAUGUACUCUAUUCUUAUCAACUGGGAAUGCCUUGUAUCAUUCACGAAGAUGAAUGCGAUACAGAUAUGCCGAGCAGUGUGGACGAUGAAGCUUUGAGUGAGGACUGUCCUAUUCUGCCUGCGACUGUCCCAGGUGUACUACCAGGCAAAAUGGAGUUUUAUCACCAUAAAGCAGCUCAAACUCGUUUAUUCCGACGCGUCACUCGUCUAGUGCUGUCCACAGGGCCCCCGGACCAUGAUGCGAUCCAGCAAGUGGACCGAGACCUCCGCACACUUCGCCAGAACGUUCCCAACAACCUCAAGUGGAGGCCUAUCACUAGCACAAACUUUUCAGAUCCCAGCUAUGUGAUCAUGUUUCGCGUCAUGAUAGAGCAAUUCCAUCUGCGAUGUGUUUGUAUUCUCCAUCGCAUAUAUCUGACAUUUCAGCGGGAGAACCCUCAAUAUGACCUACAGAGAGCAGUUUGUGUUGCAGCAGCCAUGGAACUUCUUGAUCAACAGGCCUGUGUUGAGUCAGAGCGCCAGCCCUUCGGACGCCUGCAGCACGAAGACUACAUGCUUGCCGGACUUACAAAACACACGUUCUUGUUCGCUGCUAUGGUGAUCUGUUUGGAACUAUCACUUUCGAGUCCAACUACGACGAACGCAUCUGAUCGUCAAGCCAAAAUCCGGGCGCUUGAGAUUUCGCAUCAUAUCUACAGUUCCAGCAAAGAUGCCCGCGAUCAUGGCCACGCCGCGAAUGUUCUGGGGGCGAUCCUCGCCCAGACAAAGCGCCGCGAAAGCCCAAAUAGAGUGAUCUCUGCCAAACAUGAAACAGAGAUGCCUGGUUCCUCGAUUUCAGCCCAUACCAGUCUGCUGAUGAAUAACCCCCCAUCAUCUGAAAAUGACGACGGAAUUAUUACGAGCAACACCUCGGGGUCUGAUAUUGGAAGUCAAAACUUUCAAGGCUAUCUUCAACCCCUGGAGAACCUUUUGAACAUGCCGCUAGAAGAAGGAAGUAUGGAUUGGAAUUUGAUAAAUCAAUAUCUCUUCUAUCCAGAAGAGGAAGGUCCUUCGGAUAGUGGCACAUGUUAA
Molecule: messenger RNA, 2184 nt
Organism: Penicillium chermesinum
Lineage: Eukaryota; Fungi; Ascomycota; Eurotiomycetes; Eurotiales; Aspergillaceae
Exons: 1
Coding region: 1-2184 (727 amino acids)
Biological process (GO): DNA-templated transcription; regulation of DNA-templated transcription
Cellular component (GO): nucleus
Molecular function (GO): DNA-binding transcription factor activity, RNA polymerase II-specific; zinc ion binding; DNA binding
Source: RefSeq, a predicted model, not a curated record